Messenger RNA from Naegleria fowleri, 2631 nucleotides. RefSeq lists its product as uncharacterized. Gene Ontology annotation, biological process: phosphorelay signal transduction system; protein autophosphorylation. The record is from RefSeq and is a predicted model, not a curated record. Gene Ontology annotation, molecular function: phosphorelay sensor kinase activity; histidine phosphotransfer kinase activity. The transcript is spliced from 2 exons. The coding region runs from base 1 to 2631 and encodes 876 amino acids. Lineage: Eukaryota; Heterolobosea; Eutetramitea; Acrasida; Naegleriidae.
AUGAUCAAAUCAUUCGAACCGACGAUCAGAUCCAUUCGAUUCAAAUCCACCACACAAACUUCAUCAGCAACUCUAAUUCAAACAAAAGAAAAUAGUCCAACAACUUCUCCCAUGAAAUCAAAAGCAAUUUCAACUCUUUGUUGCCACUCCAACAACGACCAACAACAACAACAACAACACAUGAUCUCUUCCAUUCAAAGUAAUCAUCAUCAUCAUUCAAAUAGCUCUUGGGAAAGUUCCUCUUCGGACUAUCAACCUCCUCUCGAGGAGAAUAAGACUCAUCACUCUUCUUCAAAGAGUUUCUCUCAUGUACGGACCAAGCAUCAACAACAAGUAACGAACAAGUCCUUCAUGAAACAACAACAACAACAACAUGAUGAACCCUGUCUUCUCGUUGAGACCUCUUCAUCUGUUCAUUCUACUUUGACUACUGCUACCUCAACCACCUCCCAUUCAACCACCAUUCAUGAAGAUUCUGCAGGAGACCGACAAGAAGAGACUUCUUCAUCCUUUGAAUCUUCAGAAGCAGCAGUCGCCAACGCCUCCACAAUUGCUACUACUACUACUCCUCCUCAUCAAUGCCUUUUCAACUCGAAUGCCUCAACUCCAACCACCACCUCUUGUUUAAACUCCGCAAGUGUCCAUUCGGACUCUUCCUCUCUCAAGAGAAUUCCCUUAAAUCCUUCAUUUGCCACUCGUGUUUCCUUUACUCUCGCUCAUUGGGUGCAACUCAUUGGACUCACUGCCCUUCAAUUGACCACCUCUCCGAAUGUGAUACCUGUUUCCGUGUUGGGACAGUAUUUACUGGUCCUUCUCUAUUCGUGGUACUUUUUAGAUUGGUUUUCCUUCCUCCUUGUGAGUGUCACUUGUCUCGUGGGAGUCUUCUUGGGUCGAAAAUACAUCAAAGUCUUUUCACGAGAAAAUCACACGGUUGCCACAACGUUGAAUGACGAAAGAAAUCGACUCGUGUUCUGCUUGAUCAUCUUCUCCAUUCGCUACUAUUAUCUUUCGAGCAUGAAAAUCGUGAUCAUUCCAUUGUAUUUUGUUUCAGUCAUGACGACCACCAUUUUGAGAAGGAACAGCGUGUGGUGGUCAGUGGCUCCCAUGUUGUUUGUGUGUUCACAAUUCUUGAUGGACAUUACUUCUCAAUUUCUAAGGGAAGGAUGGAAUGAGAGAACAGUUCAUGUGUUCACAGAGAACAUGUCCUUUGUGAUUGUCAUUUUCUUGUUUACUUUCUUUACCAUAACGACAGGAAUGAAUUUAAAGAGCAAACUCAACAAGUUGGAACAAACAAGUGAACAAUUAGAGCAAGCGUUGAGUGCUAAACAAACAUUUUUGAGACACAUUAGUCAUGAAUUUCGAACUCCAUGUCUUUCUUCAUUGGGAAGUGUUGAAUUGUUGAAAGAGACCUCUCUCACGGAUUAUCAGAGAGAUUUAGUGGAGACAAUUGCAUCAGCAGAUGGAAUUUUAUUGAACCUCAUUGAAGACAUUUUAACUUUGGCGAAAAUUGAACAUGAAAAAAAGUUGGAAGAAAAAGAAGAAAUUGUGGACACUUCGAAAUAUGUUCAAGAAUUUAGUUUGGGACAUUGUGUGAAAAUGAUUGGAAAUAUUAUUAAGAGUUAUUCAACACAAUUUAAUGUGAAUGUUUUGGUCAAGAUUGAUGAUGUGACCAAAGAUAUUGUAGUUCGAGCCAAUCAAACAAGAAUUCAUCAAAUUAUUUCAAAUUUAAUGACCAAUGCAGUGAAAGCAUCAAAAUCAGGAGAUGAUGUUGAAUUGAUUUGUGAAACGAAUUGCAAUGAAAAGAAAUUGGUGAAUGGAGUGAUGGAACAAGAUGUCAUUUUCAAAGUGAAAGAUCGAGGUGUUGGAAUUCCAAAAGAGAAACAACAAGUCAUCUUUGAACCCUUCUCUCAAUUACACAAUGUCAAUGAAUCGAUUUAUCCAAGCUCAGGACUUGGAUUGAACACUGUCUUGCACAAUGUCACUUCCAUGAGAGGAACCAUUCAUUUGGAAUCUGAGGUUGGAAAAGGUUCAGAAUUCACAAUCACACUACCACUUGAAAUCGUUCCUCCAUCCUCAUCUUCCUCCCUCCACAAUAGUCCCACCAGUAGUUCCAAUGACGAAUGUAUGAAACGACUCUCGAGUCCAUGUUUUGAAUCACAUGUCGAUAUAGAUCCUUCUCUCAAAAAACAACUCACCAUUCAAGAGAAUUAUCUGAAAUUGUUUGCUACUUCGGAUCGAACAGUGGUGUCAAAAAACAAUGCGCAAAUCAUCAUUGCAGAUGACAAUGCCAUCAAUAGGAAGGUCAUUGUAAAGCUCAUUGAGAGUCUUGGUUUUGAAACUGAUGCGGUAUGUGACGGAAAACAACUCAUUGAAAACAUUGACGAGAGACGUCACAAAUUAGUGUUCACUGAUAUUAACAUGCCAAAUUUAAAUGGUCUGGAGGCAGCGAAAUAUAUUAAGGACAAAUUCAAAGACAAAAUUCACAUUGUUGCCUUAACUGGAGAUGUUCUGCUUGAGACUCCUCCCUCCAUCUUUGACUCUGUCAUUGCUAAACCUUGUCGAAAGGCAACUCUCAAAAAGUGUAUUGAAAGCAUACCUUCCUUAGUUCCAUGCAAGAGUGCUGAAGAAUAA